Medicago truncatula (barrel medic) is the source of this 808-nucleotide messenger RNA. RefSeq names its product ubiquitin-conjugating enzyme E2 2. The record is from RefSeq and is a predicted model, not a curated record. The coding region runs from base 168 to 626 and encodes 152 amino acids. The transcript is spliced from 6 exons. Lineage: Eukaryota; Viridiplantae; Streptophyta; Magnoliopsida; Fabales; Fabaceae.
AUAAAUGAUGUCUCUGAUAAUAAUCACAAAAAGUUAAAUUCCGCGUUUUCACAUUAAUCACUUUUCCUAUAUAAGCUAUUUCACAGCCACAAUUAUUCUUUUUCUAAGCUUCAAUCUUCUGACUCUUCUUCACCUCUCUCACCCUUCUCCACUCGCAAGUGGCGAGGAUGUCGACUCCUGCUAGGAAGAGACUGAUGAGGGAUUUUAAGAGGUUGCAACAGGAUCCUCCUGCUGGCAUCAGUGGGGCUCCCCAAGACAACAAUAUCAUGCUUUGGAAUGCUGUGAUAUUUGGGCCAGAUGACACCCCUUGGGAUGGAGGUACGUUCAAGUUGACGCUUCAGUUCACAGAGGAUUAUCCUAAUAAACCACCUACUGUGCGCUUUGUUUCUCGGAUGUUUCAUCCAAACAUUUAUGCAGAUGGAAGUAUAUGCUUGGAUAUUUUACAAAAUCAGUGGAGUCCAAUUUAUGAUGUAGCUGCAAUACUUACCUCAAUCCAGUCAUUGUUGUGUGAUCCAAACCCAAACUCACCAGCAAACUCUGAAGCUGCUCGGAUGUUCAGCGAAAACAAGCGCGAAUACAACAGAAGAGUGCGUGAGAUUGUUGAGCAGAGUUGGACUGCUGAUUAACCAUAUUAUAUAUGGCAUUGACUUGACAAUGGCUGUGAUAAAAAUGAAUCUGAUUGAAUAACCAUCAGUCUUUUAUAAACAACUAUGUUUUAUAUUAUUUGUCCUUGCUUGACUGUGUGUUUGCUCAAACUUUAUAUGAAUUAAAGAUUCCCCAAUGUUGUGCACAUUUCUGCUUUUGUUGA